AUGGAGCUGCCCCUCUGGAUGUGGCUGGUGCUCUCGGUAGGGGUCUGCGUGGCUCAGGGGGCACCAGAGCCCCUGUGCCCACUUCGAGGGGAAGAGGCGUGCUACCAGGUGGUGCAGAGGCUGGCGAGUUUCCAAGAAGCGCAUCAGUGGUGCGAACGGCAACAAGCCCGGCUCCUCCGCUCGUGGGACCAUCGCACCCAGGAGCUUCUGCAGGGCCACCUGGAACUGAGGACCAGCAUCUGGAUUGACUCAGGGGCACAGGCGCCUCAUGAACACGGGCACCACCGGCACCACCACGGGGGUCUGCCCCAUGGUUGCAAGGCCCUCCUCCGGACCGGAGACGGUUUCCUCGCCACGACGGAGGCUUGCUCUCAGAAGCUGUUCUUCGUCUGCGAAUCUGCCACAGACCCUCCGAGACCCUCCGGAGCCGAGACCCUCAGCAGCACCCCAACGCCGGCGCCGCCCACCCGACCCACCCCUGGCACCCAGCCUCUCCGAGGAACCCAGCCAGGACCCAGCACCGCACGGGAGGAACCUCUUGACCACCAGCUGGGAACCAGCACCCUUGGCCGGUCAGACACCCCUGAAUCGACCCCAGGCGUGCCCUCUGAACUCAGCACGCAGGUGGACGGCCGCCUCGGGUCCGAGUCAGAGCCGCCCUCCACGAACGCCUCCCCCCCAGGGCCUGGCUCCAGCCCUCGGGCCGCUCCCACUGACCAGUCGGCGGCGGGCAGCACCACCGAGCGCCCAACUCCUUCACCCCCACCCCCUUGGGCCUCCUUCACCUUCAGGCCCCAGGAGGGUCUUCCGCCUGAGGCCAGCCGGCAGAUGCUGGAGGAGACACUCAGUGACUUCAACCGCGCGGUCCAGACCUCGCAAGAAGGUCCACAGGGGCUGGAGGAGGCCGCUGAGCGCCUGAAGCUUCUCACCAGUACCCCGGCUCUGCUCUCCAAGGAUGCUCAGGCCUCGGCCACCCACUCCCUCCUGUCCUUGAGCUCUCGGCUACGAACGGUCCCUCCUGGUCUUCUUGCUGCCGACACAGCCCGGCCGAGCUCUGAGGCCACUGCGGCUGCCUCCCAGGCGCUCUUCGGGUGCUUCAGCAACCUCCUGCAGGCCAUGAACGAGUCCAGUGGGGAGCAGCAACAGGAGCCAGCCGCCCUGGAAGAGACGCUCUCCGCACUGCCUCUCAUCCAGCGAGGGCUCCUGCUGGGCCGAUCCUCCGUGAGCGCCGUCUCUCCGAUGCUCAGCACCAGCCUUAGCCGCUGCAGCGCUCCUUCCUUGCCUCUCAGCUCUUUCCACCUGCACCUCCCAAAGGCCAUGAGCGUCACCUUCCCGUCUGCCUCGGCGCUGGCACCUGUACUGGGGAAGCACCGAAAGGUGCUGGUCCAGGUGGCCUGCUUUGCCUUCAAUCCCUUUAGACAACUGGAUGGGAAGCGGAUGAAGAGCGUGGCCAACGUGGCCCUCGCCGCCCACCUGGAAGAGCCGCUCCCUGUUCAAAACCUCACAGAGGAGAUUGAGAUUGCUCUCGAGGGAGACACAGAGAUGGGCGAACCCUCGAGGGUCAGCUUGAACGCGAGCGCUCGGAUGCUCGAUAUCGUGGUAAACGUGACGUCGCUGGAGGAUGCUCUCCUGGUGUCCGUGAGACCCAACGCGCCCCUCCAGAUCACCGUGCGCCUGAGCGCCCACCCCGACGGCAGCCACGAGCUCCUUAACACCACGUUGCCCAGAGCGGAAUGGCAACAGGACGGGGCCUACGUUUGGGUGAUUCCCCCGGAGAACUUCCGCCACGGCCUCGGCACCUACUACUUCUCGGCUGAGAUGCCCUCCCAAGUUCAUGCAAACGUCACCCUCUCCGUGGACGUCAUCAGCGCCGGGUGCUACUACUGGGCCCGCCAGCAUCAGGCCUGGAGAACCGACGGAUGCCGGGUGGGACCCCAAAGCACCCUCAACCGGACGCAGUGCCUCUGCAGCCACCUCAGCUUCUUCGGCCGCGUGGUCAUCAUCCUCCCACAUAUCAUCCGCCUCCAGCACAUGGGCCUGCUCCUGAGCCGAGUGGGCCAGAAUCCGACCGGGUUGGCCCUGCUGGGCAGCCUCUUGCUGGCCUAUGGGGCUGCCUUCCUUUGGGCUCGCUGGAAGCAGAGGGCGGAUGUGGGGAAGGUGAGGGUCACAAUCCUGGCUGAGAACGACCCCACUGCCUGCCACCUCUACCUAGUCCAGGUCUUCACGGGUUAUCGGCGAGGGGCGAGCACUUCUGCUCAGGUCAUCCUGACCCUGUAUGGGACAGAGGGCCGAAGUCGGCCACGCUUGCUGGGACACCCCCAGGCACCCAGUUUUGAGCGCGGAGGAAUGGAUGCCUUUCUCCUCACCACACGGAGGUCCUUGGGUAACCUCCAUGCUGUGCGACUCUGGCAUGACAACGCAGGACCCCAUCCCAGCUGGUUUGUAUGCCGGGUGGUCGUCCAUGACCUGCACACCGGGAAGCGGUGGUAUUUCCUGUGUGACUCUUGGCUGGCCUCUGACAUGGACGACGGUCAGGUGGACAAGGUCUUUGUGAUCGCCUCUGAGAAGGAGCGCCUGUCCUUCAGGCACCUGUUUUGGGAAGGGCUGGUGCAAAAGGUGACCCAGGAGCACCUCUGGCUGUCAGUGGUGACCUGCUCUCCCUGGAGCCCGUUCUCACGCAUCCAGAGGCUCUCCUGCUGUUUGGCUGUCCUCCUCUGCUCCAUGCUUAUCAACAUCAUGUUUUGGAAAGAGCCACAAGAAGACAAUCAGCAGACAGAGGCACCUUUUAUGGUGACGUGGCAGGAGCUGGUGGUGAGCGUGGAGGCCACCCUCCUCCUGCUUCCCCUGCAGCUGCUGAUUGUGCACAUCUUCCAGAUGGUCCAUGCCCCAGUCCCGGAGCCCUCUCCUGCCACCGUCAAGCCCUGGCAGCCUGGGUUGCUCCCUAAAUCCGUGACUUCCCUCACGCACGUCCAUCAGGAACUGAUGGAGACCCUGGGCUUCCUCUACAAGAACCGCCUCUGCCAGCACAGGGACGUAGACGGGUUCCCCAACAGUAGGCAAAACGUGCCAGAGCUGGUGGCCUUCCUGUGUGACCUUGUCAGUUCCCACCUCCAGCACUCAGAGGACCCAGAAGCCCCCCUUCAGGAGAGAUCCUGCAACCUCCACAGCUACCUCUGCCACGUGGUGAAGGACUUGGAGGCUCAGCUCCGGCGCCUGGAUUGGGACACCCUUCCUCGCCCCUACGACCAUCUGCAUGCUGCGGAUCAGUUGCACAAACUCUGGCAGAACCUGGAACAGCAACAGCAACGACAGCAACCAUCACCUCAUCCCAGCGCAGAGGAGACGUGGAGGUUCGGCAUCAUCUGCUGGGCUGUCUUAGGGACCCUCAGCCUCAUCGCUGGCUUCUUCACUCUGCUGUACAGCCUCCGAAUGGAUCGGAACCAGGCUGGGCACUGGGCUGUCACCAUCCUGUUGUCCACACUGCAAAACGUCUUCCUCAUGCAGCCCCUGAAGGUGUUGGCCUUGACCGGCGUCUUCUCACUGAUGCGCAAGGAGACGUGGGAGGACAAGGGAGUGGAGCAGCAGCUCCGUCACGUGGUCUGUCUCCUCACAGAAAAGCAUCUACGUCCUGAAUCUCCCGGCUGGGGAGCUUGGGCCGGCCCCUUGCACAGACCCCCUCCCCUCCAGCCCUCGGCGCGACCCACGGAGCGGGCCCUGAAAGAGAAGAAGCUGUUCUUGGCAGUGAGAGAGAUUGCAGUGCAGCUCGCCUUCCUGGCUGUGUUGAUGGUGCUCAGCUACACGGAAAGGGGCGUCAACGAAUUCUACCUGAGCGACACCCUCCAGAAGAGCUUUGCGUACGAGCUGGAUUCUGUCGCCACACCGCAGGAUCUGUAUGGCUGGGCUGGGGACACCCUGCUGCCUGCUGUCUAUAGAGAUGCUCAAGAAAUGGCCAUGGAUGGAAAUGCUUUCCUCGUGGGCAGCGUGAGGCUGCGGCAGAUCCGAACGGCUGCAGUUGCUCCACCAAAGCCUGGGCCGUUUGUCCUGCUUGACCCAGACGAGGGGAAGGAAACCGCACCCAGUUGGGGGCCUUCUAGCAGACGAGGAGGAGCCCACGAGACCGUCUGGGUAUACCAGAGUGAGACCACCUUGCAAGAGUACCCCAUCUGGGGGAAGAUGGGGCUCUACCCAGGAAGUGGUUACGUAGCCGAUCUGGGCACCAAUGCAAGUCAUGCCGCAAGGGUCCUUUGCUAUCUGGAAAGGAAUAAAUGGCUGGACCGACACACACAAGCCAUUUUUGUGGAGUUUGUGGUCUACAACGUGAACGUCAACCUCUUCUGUGUGGUCACGCUCAUCCUGGAGAACAACGGCUUAGGAGCCCUGCUGAACAAAGUGGACCUCCAAAUUCUCCACCUCUAUCCUAACGUGAACACAAUCAUUCCAAUGGCCUGCGCCCACAUUGCCUUCCUCCUGUUCCUCUUGUACUACCUCCUGGCGCAGGGCCAGAGGCUGGCGCGACAGCGACUGGGGUACUUCCGCAGCAAAGGGAACCUUCUAGAUGCCGGCGCUGUCCUUAUCGGUGUGGCGAUCGUUGGCCUCUAUGUGAAGAGGACCCUCCUGGCAGAAAGCAUCCUCAGGCAGCACCGCCAGAACCGCCACCAGUUCAUCAGCUUCUAUGGGAUGGCGGAGGUGGACUCCGCUUUGACGUACCUGAUUGCCUUCCUGCUGGCCCUGACGACGGUCAAGCUGUGGAAUCUCCUCCGCCUGAGCCCUAGGAUGUACCUCAUCACGCAGACUCUGCAGAAAGCUUGGGAUGAAGUCAUGGGUUUCCUCCUGGUCCUCCUGGUCCUCCUGGCGGGCUAUUCCAUCGUGUGCAACCUCCUGUUCGGAUGGAGCAUCUACGACUACAAGACCUUCUUUGACUCGGCUGUGACCAUCGUUGGCCUCCUGAUAGGGAUCUUUGACUACGAAGAGGUCAUUGCUUUGGACCCUGUGCUGGGCUCCAUCCUGAUUAGCACCAGCAUUAUUUCCAUGGUUUUCGUGAUCAUCAACCUCUUUGUCUCGGUCCUUCUGACUGUCUUUGGGAGGGAGAUGAAGGCCGCCAAGGCCAGCAAGGAGGAAUCCAUGAUGCAACUGAUUCAGCUGAAGCUCUCGCUCCUGCUUGGAAUCAAGCAGCGUGCUCAACAGGCAGAAGCACCGGGCCCUGGCGAAGGACAAGCAGCCUCUUGUGGGAUCCCUCCUCCUGUGAAGUGA
Messenger RNA from Pogona vitticeps (central bearded dragon), 5250 nucleotides. Lineage: Eukaryota; Metazoa; Chordata; Lepidosauria; Squamata; Agamidae. The record is from RefSeq and is a predicted model, not a curated record.